UCCUUUCCAUCAGUUCUCACGGCCGUCACACAAAGUCGCCCUGUUUCGGAAAAAAGGUGACUCUGUCUGUUCCUGUGGUUCCCCUUUCCAGGCCUCAUCCCCUCGGCGAGCUCCGGCGUGCUGCGACCUGCCGCCUGCGCCACCAGCCGCUAUCUAAUCGAGGGCCUCGUGGCAUUGUUCCGCGGCCCCGGCUUCCGGCGACCUGCACCGCCAGGCACUGCCGAAUCGAGGGCCUGUCGGCAGUGAUCCGCGAGCCAGGCAGUUGGCGAUGCGCCCAGGAGGAGGGGUAGAUGGCUGCAAGGACAAGGGAAACCCACCGGCGACCGGACACCGGGGCGACGACAGGGACGCCCCAUCCCCUUCGUCGCCGUUCCCCUCACCCGAGGGAUCGUCUGAGGAUGAGCAGCAGCAGCAUCCGGAGGUGAGCCUCCCGGAGGACGCCAUCGUCGAGAUCCUGUCGCGGGUGCCCUACAGGUCGCUCCGCCGCUUCAAGUGCGUGUCAAAGGCGUGGCUUGCCCUCUGCUCCGCCCCAGACAUCCGCAGGAGGUCGCCGCAGACCCUGUCUGGCUUCUUCCACUUCACCACGGAUGGCCUCAAGUUCCACAAUUUGUCCGGGAGAGGCCCGCCUAUGGUCGACCCCUCUCUACCUUUCUUGCGUGAAAGGUUCAAACUCGUCACGGUUGAACAAUGCUGUAGCAGCCUUCUCCUCUGCCAAUGUGUUUCAGAGGGACAGGAAUAUGAUUAUGUUGUGUGCAAUCCCGCGACUGAGAGAUGGGUUGUCUUGCCUCCGAUAGUAUUGCCGGAUGGUCGACUCUUCGAGUUUUACGAGGGUAACAUCUUCUUAGGUUUUGACACUGCCGCUGCAUCCCGCUUUGUGGUGUUUGCGCCGUUGGCCGAUUAUUGCUACGAAUUUCAGGAGGUAGCCAUAUAUUCAUCAGAAACUGGACGAUGGACUUCUGUGCAGAGUGACUGGGGUUUCGGAACUAUUCUUGUUGGUAAUCCAGAAUGUGUCUUCCUGAAUGGGGUUAUGCAUUUGACUACACACUAUUCCGCAUCAGUAGUCACAGUCGACAAUGAGCUGAAAGUUUGGAGGAAAAUUAGAAUGCCAGACAUUACGGCAAGCAGCUAUGGUAACGCUAUUGCUUCCAUUGGUCAUUCUCAGGGAUGCUUGCAUGCGUGGUGGAUAGAUAACCAUCAUGACUACCAACUCUAUGUUUGGGUUCUUGAGGAUUAUGACACUGGAAAGUGGAUCCUAAGGCACACAGUUAACGUUUUAGAACUAUUCGGAAGGCAUCGUCGCAAAGGUACUGAGUUCUAUAAGAUGUUUGCAAUUCAUCCGGAAUGUGAUUUGAUUUUCCUUACUGAUGGGGAGAAAAUGACAGUGUCAUAUGAUAUGGAUAAUCAGAAAGUAAAUGUUAUCAGCACUUCUAAAGAAUUCUUGGAUGGUCUACCUUAUACCCCCUGUUUUGUGGAAUGACUGUCAGAUGGUCACUACAAGUCGGGACAGCUUCACAAUCUUAGCAUGACAACAAGAAUCAGUGGUUGGUAUGGACUUAUUCUUAUAGUUUUAUGGCACUGGCUUGGAAAUGUCCCAAUUCCUAUGUCUACGGUUUGGUAUUUCGAUGUCUUAAUGUUCAGGUGUAUGUCUUUUUGUGGCUAUGAACGAUAUUGGUUAUACAACUUUGUAAGGAUAAAAGUUAGUUGUUUCAAUGAAUCUAGUCAUUUGAUCUAUUCACUUUCAUGUAGAACUAAUUAUUGUGUCCACUGGUUAGCUCUUAUGUGGGGUAAGUGUAAGACACUGAGAGUGCAUUAUCUUACAUAAUC
Messenger RNA from Lolium perenne, 1824 nucleotides. Its product is annotated as putative F-box/kelch-repeat protein At1g15680. Gene Ontology annotation, molecular function: protein binding. NCBI's taxonomy places the organism in Eukaryota, Viridiplantae, Streptophyta, Magnoliopsida, Poales, Poaceae. The record is from RefSeq and is a predicted model, not a curated record.